Olea europaea var. sylvestris is the source of this 3298-nucleotide messenger RNA. RefSeq names its product cation/H(+) antiporter 18-like. The transcript has 3 exons. Gene Ontology annotation, molecular function: antiporter activity. NCBI's taxonomy places the organism in Eukaryota, Viridiplantae, Streptophyta, Magnoliopsida, Lamiales, Oleaceae. Gene Ontology annotation, cellular component: endomembrane system; membrane. Gene Ontology annotation, biological process: proton transmembrane transport; regulation of pH. The coding region runs from base 750 to 3158 and encodes 802 amino acids. The record is from RefSeq and is a predicted model, not a curated record.
UGCAAGUUCUAGUAGUUUCCUUGUCUUAGCACAUUAGACAAGACAGGAAGUUGACAAACUGUUCAACAUAGUUCAUGCACUAGUUUUGUCAUAAAAGUUAGUCUUACCUAGUUAAAACAGCAAUAAAUAAAUAAAUAAAAAUGUUGAACCCCAACCGUAACUUCCCCCAUCGCCUCGUCUUUGGAGCAUAGUGAGAGAGGUUAAUCGCAGGAUGUGUUUCAACAAGUCAGGGAACAAGAGCUGCCUGUACAUUGAUGCCCACAAAGAGUCACAAUCUAUGCUUGCUUCAUAUUCCAUAGUUGAAGCCUAAUGAAUGACUAGAUUCUUUCUUUCACCUAAUAAUCUAGAUGGUAGUCCAUUUACGUUGAAGUUGGAGUUAAACCAAUGGGAGUAGUAGUAGUAGCCAGGCACAUGAUAGUCGAAGGUUUUGUUUGCUUUCCUGUUAUUGAUCUUUUCUUCGUUGUUUGUUUUUUCUGCACAAGAGAAUUAGUAUAAAGACCACGAGCUUUAAGUUUUGAACAUCUGUUAAGGAGUAUUGCACAUUUUUCUAACAGAAGACGCUUAAUUGGGUUCCAUUUUGCUGAAAACUUUUUAUUUAUUUAGAAUUUGGGCCAUAAUACUUUAUCUAUCGAAAAAUUUGUUCAUAUAUUUGGUGAACUUAUGUUCUUAUUGUUAUUUAAUGGUUGUCCACACAGGCAUUGAAGUGAAAUUCUGCUAUUUCUGGUUUGGUUGGGUUAUUUUACUGCAAAAUGGCUUCUAAUACUACAGUCGAAUGUGCGCCACCCAUGAAAGCCACAUCUGAUGGGGCCUUUCAAGGGGACAAUCCUCUUGAUUAUGCACUACCUCUUGUGAUGUUGCAAAUAUGCCUCGUUGCUGUGCUAUCCCGAGUGCUCGCCUAUCUUCUCAGACCAUUAAGACAACCACGUGUGAUUGCUGAGAUAGUUGGAGGAGUCUUACUUGGUCCUUCCGCCUUAGGGCGCAACCAUAAGUAUCUUCAUGCUCUUUUUCCACCCAGAAGCCUUACAGUUUUGGAUACCCUUGCCAACCUUGGUCUUCUCUUCUUUUUGUUCCUUGUUGGCCUUGAGCUGGAUCCAAGGUCUCUAAAACGUACUGGGAAAAAGGCAUUAAGCAUUGCCCUUUCUGGAAUUAGUGUUCCAUUUAUUUUAGGAAUCGGGAGCUCAUUUGUGCUUCGAGAAACUAUUUCCAAAGGUGUAAGUCACGGUCCAUUUCUGGUUUUUAUGGGAGUGGCACUUUCUAUCACUGCCUUUCCUGUCUUGGCACGAAUUUUGGCAGAACUUAAGCUUUUAACCACCGAUGUUGGUCAAAUAGCCAUGUCUGCUGCAGCAGUCAAUGAUGUGGCUGCUUGGAUUCUACUUGCUCUUGCUAUUGCCCUAUCAGGCACCGACAGUUCUCCCCUCGUUUCAUUGUGGGUCUUCUUGUGCGGGUUAGGUUUCGUAGUUAUAUGCAUAUUUAUAGCCCCACCUAUCUUCAAAUGGAUGGCACGACGCUGCCCUGAGGGUGAGCCAGUAGAUGAGUUAUACGUAUGUGCUACAUUGGUUGCUGUUUUGGCUGCCGGAUUUGUGACUGAUUCUAUAGGAAUUCAUGCUCUCUUUGGGGCUUUUGUUCUUGGAGUUCUUGUUCCGAAGGAGGGACCCUUUGCAGGAGCUCUUGUGGAAAAGGUUGAGGAUCUUGUGUCUGGCCUGUUUCUUCCUUUAUACUUUGUCUCAAGUGGACUGAAGACAAAUGUAGCCACCAUUCAAGGAGCUCAGUCAUGGGGUCUUCUCGUUCUGGUCAUUUUUACUGCUUGUUUCGGAAAGAUUGGUGGUACUAUUGUCGUCUCGCUGCUCUACAAGAUGCCUUUUAAAGAGGCGGUUAGUCUGGGUUUCCUCAUGAACACUAAAGGUUUAGUGGAGCUCAUUGUCCUUAACAUUGGGAAAGACCGAGGUGUUCUGAAUGAUCAAACAUUUGCCAUCAUGGUUUUAAUGGCUUUAUUCACGACAUUUAUAACAACGCCUCUUGUUAUAUCCGUAUACAAACCGGCUCAAAUGGCUACCUCACAAUACAAGAACAGAAUGAUUAAGAGGAAGGACUCAAACAGUCAACUCCGAAUACUGACCUGUUUCUUGAGUACAAGAAAUGUUCCCACAUUGAUUAAUCUCAUGGAGGCUUCACGUGGCAUUGGAAAGAGAGAAGGACUUCGUGUCUAUGCCAUGCACCUGAUGGAGCUUUCCGAAAGGUCAUCUGCAAUACUAAUGGUUCAUAAAGCAAGGAAAAAUGGGAUGCCAUUUUGGAAUAAGUGGCAAGAUUCUGAUCCUAACCAAAUAAUUGUUGCUUUUGAGGCAUUCCAGCAUCUUAGCCAAGUGUCUAUCCAACCAACAAUUGCAAUCUCAGCAAUGUCUAGCAUGCACGAGGACAUCUGUUCGAGUGCUGAGAGGAAGAGAGUAGCAAUGAUAAUUCUCCCAUUCCAUAAGCAUCAGAGAUUUGACGGACAUUUGGAAACAACACGAGCUGACUUGGCACAUGUAAACAGGAGGGUUCUUGAGCAUGCGCCGUGUUCGGUUGGUAUUUUAGUUGAUCGGGGGCUUGGUGGUACUUCACAUGUAUCUGCAAGUAAUGUUGAGUAUACUAUUGCAGUCUUGUUCUUUGGAGGCCAUGAUGAUCGUGAAGCUCUUUCGUAUGGUGCACGAAUGGCCGAGCACCCUGGCAUCAAUUUGAAUGUUGUUCAAUUUAAUACAGACCCUAAGGCAGUUGGGGAGAGUGUCAAGCUAGAUAUUAAAGAUCAAGAUCAUCCCGAAGCUAGAGUAGAGGAUGAAGAAUUUCUUGCGGUGUUUAAGGAGAAAGUAUCAAAGGACAGUUCAAUUAAAUUUGAAGAGAGGAUGAUAAAAGAUGCUCAGGAAACUAUUGACGUGAUUUGCUCAUAUAGCCGUUGCAAUCUGUUUCUCGUAGGGAGAAUGCCGGAGGGUCAAUUGGUGACAGCUCUUAACAGGAGGAGGGAGUGUCCAGAGUUGGGACCAGUCGGAAAUUUGUUAAUUUCCCCAAAUUUUUCGACCACAGCAUCAGUUCUGGUGGUGCAGCAGUACCGGAGCCAGCUUCCUCUGGAAUCACUGAAUUCUCUUAAGGAGGAUGACAUGACGGAGGGCGAAUACGAUUCGCAGUAAUUGUCUUUUCUAUACUGAUUUUCAAUCAUAUGUAUAGAUUAGUCUUCAAAGUACGAAGCUCAUACAUACAUAAAUGCACUAUCUCUUGAUCUUGCCUUUUCAUUUCUGUUAUGUAGUUCAGUAAAAUGCAUAAUAAAAUU